AUGAAACCAAGAGCACAUUCAAUUUUUGGUUUGGUCAUUCUACUGACGCUGGACUUUACCAAGGCUUUCUCUGAAAAAGACAAAGUGCCCGCUAACGCAGAUGAAAUUCAGCCUAAGUUCUGGGAGAGUCUUGCAAGGGAGAGGAUCCGACGAACCUUCCAAUAUUACAGAAAACCAAGGAAACCAGCCAAGAAUGUGAUCCUCUUUCUCGGUGAUGGCAUGGGCUUGCCCACCAUCGCUGCUGCGAGAUUCUUCAAAGCUGAGAUGGAGAAAAGAAUGGGUGCUGCUAAUCCCUCGUUGUAUUUUGAAGAAUUUCCUUUCCACACCCUCUGCCGUACCUUCAAUCUGUACACAGAAGUCACUGAUUCUGCCAGUUCUGCAACUGCCUAUCUUGGAGGCACGAAAACUAUCACUGGAAUGCUUGGAUUGACUGGUGCUGUUAGAGUCAAGGAAUGCAGGGAGUAUAAGGCGGAGGAGAAGAUUGACUCAGUUCUGGAGGCUGCUAUUCGUGCUGGCAAGGCCACUGGUCUGGUGUCCACUGCUCGAAUCACUCAUGCCUCACCAGCAGGUGCCUAUGCGCAUAUCUCCUACCGAAAGUGGGAAUCCAACAGUCAUGUAGAAAAAGACUGUCCAUCGGAGCAGAGCCGUCCUAAAGAUAUUGCACGUCAAAUGCUUGAAGAUCAUCCCGAUAUCAAUGUUAUGAUCGGUGGAGGUUUAGAUAUGUUCCAUGAUAAAAAUAACGGUGGCCAACGCACCGAUGGACGAAAUAUUGCUGAAGAAUGGCUCAAACGCAUGCAGGAUCAAGGUCGAAAAGCAAAGCUUGUUAAGAGCGCAAAAGAAUUCAUGACAACAGACUUUACUGGUGUCGAUUAUCUUCUUGGUCUUUUAGCGUCUUCCCACGUAGACUUCGAGGCGGAUAGAAAGCCCGAUGAAGCAUCUUUAGCGAAUAUGACAACUGUGGCCAUUAAAAUACUCUCACGUCAACCCAAUGGUUUCUUCCUCUUUGUUGAAGGUGGUAGGAUCGAUCACGCUCACCACGGAAACCUUGGAAAGCAAGAGGCCAUUCGUGAAGGCGUAAAGAUGGUUGAUUUGAAGGAGACGCUGGUUAUUGUCACAGCCGAUCACUCCCAUUCUUUCCAUCUUGUUGGUGAGCCAAGUCGACGAACCAGUCUUCUAGCUCUUGACGAAAGUUAUAGUCCACGAACAUUGGAUAACAAGGGUAUGAUCCCACUCCUCUACUCCUCUGGUUCUGCAGGAAAAGUGAAUGAGCUUCGUGGUGAUCUCAAUGGCAAAGAAAUCCUUGCAAAACUCUCUGACAAGGAGAACAAACUACCCGCUUUUAUCCCUCUCAACUCAUCAACCCACGGAGGAGAAGACGUCGGUGUCUACGCAACUGGUGCCUUCAGUCAAUUCUUCCACUCCACUGUGGACAAUACAUUCAUUGCCCAAUUAAUGAAGUACGCAAUGUGCCUUUAUCCCUUUGAGAGAGAACCACACUGCAUCAACGCGUCUACAACUCUUGGGUUCUCAGCUCUUUCGGUUAUUCUUAGCAUCCUCAUUACCAGAUAUAACCUCUGUUAG
Messenger RNA from Rodentolepis nana, 1581 nucleotides. NCBI's taxonomy places the organism in Eukaryota, Metazoa, Platyhelminthes, Cestoda, Cyclophyllidea, Hymenolepididae. The record is from the annotation of a GenBank genome assembly.